AUGCUGGAAAGAAAUGAGCAGGUGAAGGAUGCUCAGAUCUCCGACAGUUUUUUAAAGGACUUUGUGCUCCGGUACAAAAUCGAUGAGGCUGCAGCUGUUGCUUUGCAUUCCCUGCCGUUGGGGCAACAGCAGGAGGUGACCGGUCAAAUCACAGGAGCAACGAACCCCUCUGCGGUUCUGCUGUCUCGCAUCAAACGGCUGAAGCAAGGCCUGCCUCCGUUGAACAAGGCAGCCGUGGCAGCUGUGGCAGCUGUAAGUCCAGAAGCUACUGCAGCUACUGGCCUGGCUGGCCUUGCUGGCGUUCCAGCUGUGGCCACUCCGCCACCUCCACCAGAUGACACCCGUGGUGCAGUGGAGGCCUUUUUGGAGCGACAUUGCAUCAAUGCCGAUGCAUGUCAGUCCAUCUGGGAGUUGUCCCCAGAACAGCAACGCUUGGUGAUGUCCAGCGACUUGGUGCCUACCACUGGGGAUGCGUUUGAUGCCCUGAUGGAUCGUAUCAGUGAGAUCCUCCAAGGAGCCAAACACAGUCAGUACGAAGCGGAUCAUCAACGGCAUCAAAAAGUCUCUGACUUCCUGGCGCGCUACGAGAUCUCUGCAGAAGUGGCCCUGGCCCUUCGUAGCUUGCCCUUGGAACGGCAGGUGGAGAUCACUGCACCGGAUCUGACAGGAGCCAAGAACCCCUCGGCGGUGUUGAUGUCUCGCAUUCAGCGUAAAGGGCAUGGCAAAGGUGAUGGAGUUACAUCAGCCCGAGGAGAGGUGAAUGGAUUUCUGCAGGCAUUUCAGUUUGAUGACGAUGCCAAACGAUCCUUCCUGGAGCUAAGGCCAGAGCAACAGAAUCUCAUCAUGAGAGAUGAUGGGGUGGGCGACUAUCGAAGAUGUCGCAACCCCAGCGCGUAUCUCAUGUCCCGGAUCCGCGCUGUCAAAGAGGGUGGUCUACCUCCACCAGCUGUUUCCAGCGAGGGUCACUGGUGGGAGCCUCCCAGCAAGUCGGAUGUGGUCGAAACCUUCCUGCGGCGCCACAACAUCGAUGAUGGUGGCCGUGAGGCACUACAUCAACUACCUGCAGAGUUGCAGCUGCGCGUGCUGGCGCACGACCACGAGAUUGGCCAAGGAGGUCGGAAUCCUUCGCAACAUCUGGUGUCGUUGGUUGGAAUGGCCUGGGCUAGGACUUUGGGACCUCCUGUGGUUCUGGGCACCUUGGGUCCUCCCAUGCCUCCUUCCAUGCCUCCUCCCAUGGCUCCCAUUGGCGCUGCCGUGACACCUCAACAAGGGGAACUGCCGCAGGCAUCACUGGCCUUAGAAGCACCUGGCGAGGCCGCCAAGGCGGCCAAGCCGUGGGAAGCUGAGGGAGAAGAAGCACCUGCCAAGAAGAGAAAGUUGGAGAAGUUGGAGGAGGAUGAGCAGUUGAAUAACAGUUUUAAUGACCAUUUGCCACUUGCAGUUGAAGGAUUUCUGAGACUCAAUGGCAUUGAUGCCAAGUCCUGUCGUGCAAUGAGAAGAUUGAGCCCCGCUGCUCAACAGAAGUUGAUUGGCAUGGACAUUCGGCACCGAAGAAAUCCGUCCGCGUUUUUGUGGACACAGAUUCAGAAGCUGCGAGACAAUCACGAUGAUAAUGAAGAGGAAGUCAACAGGCCAGAAAGGUACAGACCUCCACCAGUAGAGCGGCAGAAGCCUCCAGCGUUGCAGAACACUUUGCAGAACAAAGUGCAGAAGCCUCAAACUUCGUAUCCGUCGAGAUUUUCCAGACCUCCUUCGCCCCCCUCACCGCCCAAGCGAAGAGAGAAGGGCCCUAAGGGAGAUGUCGCAUUCUUUCUGAUCCGCCAUGGGAAGGGGAGCUACGUGCCGCCAUCCGUUGAAGUUUGUGGCGGAGCGCCUUUGACUUGUGGCAGAGCACGUCAUCACAAUGACAUAGUAGUGCUGGCGCAGCACGUUUCCAAGAGGCAUCUUGAGUUUCAUGUGCAACGUGGUUCUGCUGGAGAGCCUAUCCUGAUGGUCCGGGAUUUGUCCUCGAAUGGCACCUGGGUUCGAGGUGAGAAGAUUCAACCUGGACGAUUGACGCGGGUUGUCCCUGGUGAUAUCAUUUCACUUCUACCACCGAAUGGCGAGGAUGUUCCAGCCUUCCAAGUUAUGGAAAAUGCUGACUCCGUGAAGGCUGAGCGCAUGGAUGAAGCCAUGGACUAUGCUCCCUUGGCCAAGCCGGUGGCACCACCUGUAGAUGCUCCUGCUGACGGUGAGGUGUCUGAAUGGAUUCGCAGCAUUGGAGGAGGCGGCAAACUCAGCAAGCGGUUGAUAGAGGAAAUUGAGGAUUCCUAUGAUCACUUGCGGCAGAUUUCAGAAAAUUACAGGCAGAACAUCAACGAGUUUCUGGAUGUCCAUGCUGUGGAGGAUGCGGAUGAACAGGAGGUUCUGUGGGUCGCAGUUUCUGCAUUGUGCUCGUGGAACGAAAAGUCCCCGUUUCUAGUCACACCCAGAGCCAUGGACAAGGCACUUGUGAAAGACAUCGAAUAUGAAAGCAAGUUCAAUCCGGAGACCGGCCUUUCAGUCCCCCAGGCAGCUAUUUGGAUGGUGUUCAUCACCAUCUUCAUGGAUACCCUGGCCGCGACCAUUUCCACUCCAGCACUCCCCUACUAUGCAAGAUCCUUUCAUGUAAACAACGCAGCAGUUGGCUACUUGUAUGCUUCCUGGAGUUUCACCUCGGCCUUCUGUGCACCUGUCCUAGGCCAGCUGGCUGAUAAGUUUGGCCGACGCAGCGUGCUGCUGGCCUCUCUGCUAGGUGCUGGGCUGGCGAACCUGGGCCAGGCCUGUGCAGGCACCUACUACCAGCUGCUGGGCUGGAGAGCCUUCUCGGGGAUCUGGGCGGCAGUUGGGAACUCGGCACAGGUUUAUCUCAGUGACGUUUGUUCCCCCUUGGUCUUGCCGGAUUUCAUGUCAAAGUUGUCAGCUGUGCCCAGCCUCGCAAUGACCUUUGGACCUGGACUGGGCGGUGGCUUGUCGAAAUUUGGACUGGAAAUUCCGGUGCUGGUGGAUGGGCUCUUGUCUCUGCUGGCAGCAGGGCUCUGCUUUAUCUACCUGCCAGAAUCUCCUGUUUGGCUCCAGUCCAGAGGCCAUCCGGCAGCCACAGCAUCUGAUCCCAAGGCACCUUCCAAGGUCGCAAGUAUUCCAGCAGGUGUGAGGGUGCUGGCAAUUUCAGGCUUCUUCAGUGGGAUCAAUUUCGGGGUUGUGGUCUCCAUGACGGCCAUCUUUCUGGAUGCCAAGCUGCAGUUUGAUUCGCUGCACGUGGGCUUCACCUUCGUGCUGAGCGCCCUAGCCACCUUGGCUACCAGCAUUUGGAUCACUGGCUUCGUCCAGAAAUCUGUGGGUCUCAAGUGCUGCGCGGUGCUGGGCUCCCUUUUGAAUGGACUCCUCAGCAUCGCUAUGGCGGUCAUCCCUGGGGCCUGGCCCACCAUCAUCGUGAUGUGCCUGGCGCGGGUGGGGAUGACCCUACGGGCCGCGACGAAUGGAACCAUCUUGGCCAACUUCACCGAUCCCUCCAACCGGGGCACUAUCUUUGCGCAGCAACAGUUCGCCACCAACAUGGGCCGCUUGGUGGGUCCGGUGGUGGCAGGGCACCUGGCUGUCAGGGAUCCUGUGCUAUUGCCCAUCCUGUUUGGAUCCAGCUGCGGCCUCAUCUCUGGACUGAUCCUGCUGGCAGUGCCCAUGCCCGAAGGACCCAAAGAGGUCAAGCAAAAACGCCUGCACGGCUUCACAGAUUUGGGGGGUGCUGAGUCAGUGCUGGAGCUGGAGUAUGGCACAGCACAGGAUUGCGAGGAGUUGGGUAAAUUCAUGGGCGAUCUUCUCUCCCAGCGUCGCUAUCGCUGGAUCUCGCGCAAGAAGGCCAUCUACUGUAUGUUGGACAAGCUGCUGCCCGAACUCUCAGCAGAUGUUGGGGAUCAUCUUGAAGAUCUCCAGCGCUUGAUGAAGCAUGUGGAAUUGAUUCAGAAAGACUUCGAGGGUGUGCAGAAUCGGGAUGUUUGCUGAGACAUUGUUUGAUCGACCGUUCC
Cladocopium goreaui is the source of this 4040-nucleotide messenger RNA. The record is from the annotation of a GenBank genome assembly. NCBI's taxonomy places the organism in Eukaryota, Dinophyceae, Suessiales, Symbiodiniaceae.